GUUGUUCAAUCGCGUCGCUGAUGAUGUGCGAAAUUUCUGUCAUCUUUUUGUUAAAAUAUAAAUAUUGUUCGCUUGCGUUUCCAUUUCCAAGUUCCAACAAGAAAGAAGCGAAGAGUAUUCCUUAAAAAUCGAAAACAAAAUACAAAAACAAAGGUCGUUUCGUUUUGAAGUAAGAAAGAAGUAUCUAGUUCACUAGAAGCCAAGCAAUGCAGCUAUAGAUAGACGUGUUAAAAAAUUUGGUUAGUUUUUAUUCCUUUGGUAUGUAGCUUGUUAAAAGCAAGAACCCAUCUCAACAAGGGGCUAAUAAAAGCGGCCCCAGUGUUAUCCAUGUCUUUGAAAUGCAUUACCCUAGAAGUUCGCAAGAACUUGCAUUGUGCCAAUGUCUAUCUACAAUUUGACCACAGUCUUACUGAGACGGAAUUUGUUAAAAUUCAAGUCGACGAUGAAAGCAUCAAACUACGAGAAUACUCCACGGAAACUACGAUUUCUCUUCAAGGACACCUCACUGUUCAGGCGAGAUCUUUGAGCAGCUUGGUUGUGGAGGAGAACAAUGCAAGUUUUCGUAUGAACAUCGACACACCUUCCCCUUUGUGGCCAAAUGACGAUUCUGUGGACCAGAAAGUUACAAAGCACGCUCCCGAUAUAGAACCCUUGGCAAAAGUUAAACUGACAUGCAGCCGAUGCCAGAACGAAGUAACAAAGGAUGACGUUCAAUUUGAGCGUAUUCUGGAGUUUCCAUCGGGAACCAUAGAUGUGGGUGAGUUCUUCUGUCACCACGGACCAGACCUGAACGCAGUUCUUGUUCCCAAACGCAAUGAUAUGUUCUACGGAUUUUUCUUCAUGAUCUUGAACGCCGAAUGUUUAAAGGGAAUUCGUGUCAAGGAGGGACAUGUAUUUUGUGGACGAUGUCUCAUGCAUCUGGGUGAGACCCUCUUUGACAACAAAGCACUGAAGAUCUGGACCGACGCAUUGCAAGAGGCUGUUUUCAAGCCGAGGGAUAUAGAAUCGAUGGUGAGUCAACUGAUGUGUAGAAUCCUAGACGAAUGCUCAAUCGGAAAUACUAUGCACAUAAUGCAAUUUUCGAAGGCCAUCGUCGAGGCUGUUAUGCCCACAAGAAAGAAGAAAUUCAUUCUACUUAACAUACUCGAAAGGAACUUGGAUAUUCUGAGAAAUGUAGAUUGUUCCGACGAAGACGGAUACAACAACAAUUGGGGGGUUGUUAAGUUAGAAAAAUGCAAGGCCAACAAAGUACUUUAUCAAUUUCAUAACGAAGACGAAGCGAAUGCCAUGUUGAAGUCGUGGCUGCAAGAUAUAAGUGUGCAUACGACAAGGAUUUCGCCGACCCUAUUCUCGGCCCUGCAAAGACGACUGGAGAAGAACUCGAAGUUAUUACCUGAAGUAUAUCGUUAUAGCAAUGAAUUUAUUUUAAGUUAUGUCUUCUACUAGAAAAUGAGAAUGUUUUGCAUUUUGUUUUUCUUUGAAAUUGUUUUGUAUAAUAAGAUGUGUAUAUUUUUUUAGAAAGAAAGUAUUUAAAAAGAGACAAGAAUCAAGACAACGUAAGAAUUUAAUUUAUUUAAAACAAAAAAAAUAUAAUAAACAUAAUGUAAUAAUAAAAGUUUGCCUUCCCUUUACCUAACACUAGUAACAUGAACUCUGUUUAUUGGUGAAAUAAAUUUUCAACUGCAAUUAAA
Molecule: messenger RNA, 1691 nt
Organism: Eupeodes corollae
Lineage: Eukaryota; Metazoa; Arthropoda; Insecta; Diptera; Syrphidae
Product: E3 ubiquitin-protein ligase E3D
Exons: 2
Coding region: 328-1446 (372 amino acids)
Biological process (GO): proteasome-mediated ubiquitin-dependent protein catabolic process; protein autoubiquitination; protein polyubiquitination
Cellular component (GO): ubiquitin ligase complex; nucleus; cytosol
Molecular function (GO): ubiquitin conjugating enzyme binding; ubiquitin protein ligase activity; cyclin binding
Source: RefSeq, a predicted model, not a curated record